GGCAAUGUGACUCUAUAAAUAAUAUAAACACACAGCUGUGGUGCUGAGAGAAGAAAAUGCUGCUGAUUUAAUUUGGUUUUAAAAAGAUUUAAAUAGGUAUAAAUUCUGAGUGAACAAGAGAAUUUUAACAGUCAUUCAAGGGUGAUCAUUCGAAGCGAGCAAGCAUCAAGUCACAUACGCAACUGAAAACUUGACCGCAAGAUAAUUGCUGCUGAAACCUUUAACCGCAAGGUAUGAAAACUUCAGAUCGUGCAACGCAAGUUGUUUUAAACACAUAAGUGCUAAUCCCUCAAAACACCCAACUGUUUUAGGUUAUACUACAGCUUCAAGUUUCGGAAGUCAAAAGCCAAAGACGAUUUUACGAAGCCCUCGACCUCGGAGAAGAUGUCUCACCUCGGUAAGUACAGUUUGUUAUCAUGGUGCACUCCGAAGCCAGUUUCCAUCAAUUUUUCUGUAUCGUUUUGAGGUAGUGUUUCGAGCGGUAAAUCUAGCUUGGAUUUUUCGUCCGAAACUGUUGUUUAAUUUGUAAGUUAGUCAACCAGAAUGAAACACUUAAAAUGGAAAAUCAACCGAUGUCUUAGAUCUCACUAAAAAGUCAACUUUCCAAGGGACACAGAGUUCUUGCAGGUUCGGUUAAAACCAUCUCAUACUUUGAGGCAUUGUAUCUCAGUUGGGAUCGCAGUAAAGCAAACUUGUGUAUGCCGGCGUUACGCUUUUAACUUUCACUUUUCUGAUACCCGUUUAUUGUAUAAACUCGGCUACUUCGACUUUUGUUAUCCUCAGCGUGGUCUCAAAACUUGAGCAUUGUAUUUUCAACAUAAUAUCCGCACACAUACAGGUAAUAAGAAACUGACUCUUUCAAAUUCUAACACAUUUUUUUUUUUCAAAGAAGACUUAGCAUCUAUAUUUGCUGAAGAUUUUUGCACUACCCGCUUACGAAAAGCGCCUUCAGUCUCAAAAUCUAUUGCGUCACGCCUUUUCAAUACAGACAUUCUCUCUUUUCAAUGCGUGUACACAUUUAAAAAAAUGCAUUUUGUUUAAAUCUUUCAAUUUUAUAUCAAUGGGUACUUUCUGAAAACAGCGUUUCCAAGCAAUUACAGGGCCAACCGAAAAGGACAAUUUCAUGUAAACUAAGCGCCAAACCUGCUUUCCGAUGUCAAUACAACAUAGAAUUAACUGUACUGUCAUGCAUAGGUGAGUCUGAUUUUGCACAUUUUUAUUGGCACGAAUUGCUACAUAGAGUGCACCAAAUUUUUUUGUCUCGCAUCCAAUGGGAAAUUGCAUUUUGAGGGAACAUGAUUUUUGAAGAGUUAGGUGAAAAACAAAAAAUGCGUUGCACGUAUACGAUAAACUAACCUUUAUAUUUAAAUUCAAGUUCGGUCCCGUGUUGGACGUCUUCUUUCGUAACGUUAACCUUAGGCAUUUUCUCGUCGAAGACCUGUUAUGGUCAUUUAGAGUCCCUUACUAGGAAUAUAAAAAGUCAAUUAUUUUCUUUGAAACGCCAUUUGAACUUGAGCUCGAUGUGAAAAGUCUUAUUUUUUAAUCUUUGUGUCUCGCGUGGCUAAAAACUAUAUUUCUUUUCUUCUAAUUCGUUUAGAUUUCUCGUUUGUACCAUCAAUUGACCUCGCGUUAUCAAGAAUGAUUAAUAGCUCCUUUAAUUGUUGGAAAAUUAAUUAACGCAGCAUUUUAGGAGAGAAAAUGGCAAUUUAGCUGGACGCUUGAAGAUUAAAUAAAACUGCAAAAGUAAUAAAGUAAGAAGAACGCAAGCAAUUAAGACAGCGAAAAGGCAGUGGUUGGUACUCACUCGUAUUUUUUUUUCUAGUAUCCACCACUUAACAACAGAUAUUAGAGCAAUUUGUAGCCACAGCAGCAAAUCAAGACAUGCUUUAACAAACCUUGGAUCCGAAAGCCUAAACUUGCCAAGGAAAGGACAUAACUCUAAUGCUUAUAUCCUGACUUAAAUGUUUUCAUGUUCAUUUCGGUUAAUUUCCAAUGUUUACUUACUAUAUAGCACUUUAGAGAAAUAACUUUUUUGAUAACUCGUUGGGCUCCCAUCCUAAUUGGUUUGGCACAUGCAGGGCAAAGGGAUUCUUCACCGCGAAUUAAUAUUUAAAAUUUGGUGUACUCGCUAAAGAUACAAAAGAAAUCUUUUCAGCAUAUACCACAAUUACUGGCGACCAAAUUUACACAUAAUUGUUUUUGAUGUUUUGAUCGUCCUCUAUAAACAGUACUGGCACAAGAAUUUACGCACAUUCACAACAAAUUGCAAUAGCCCUGGAAAAAAAUUGUACCGAACAAACCGCUUUUUAUAACAAAUAUUCGUAUUUUUCGUCUGUAGCCAACGAUGAAGUUUUUUGAUGCCUCGCUCGGAAAUGACUCUCAAUUCAAACACCCACAUAUCUCAUUUGUAAUGAGCCUCUUUAAUACAAAUAUCGGUUUAAAUAUAGAUUGCAUCGCUCAUUAGUAAUCUAUAGUUUUUUAAUCAAAUUUUUGGCCGAUGAUAACUAAAAACUACAGGCUUAUCUCACGAUUCCCUUUUUUAAGUAAAGAAUUUCUUUUUCUUUUUUAUUUUCCUCUUUUAUUUAUUAUGUAAUGUUGUUCUUUAAAGACAAAAAAGCCUAGUCCCGUAGCUAAAUUUUAGGCAAAUUUGCUGCAUAUUUGGGGUAGAGUCAACCAGAAUAUGGUUACUUACCGCGGCCUUAGAACAGAGCUAUCGAUUGGAGGGAACGAGACCUCGAUAAAGCCGAUACGUUCACCCAAUUUUGGGUAAUUUUCUCCACUUACAAGUCGGUCAUAGAGGUAGCUAGUGGUUAGGGCAGUAGCCCAUUAGGGUAAUUGACUUAGCCUAGCUGAAGGGUGGGGCUGGGAGCAAGGAUAUGCCGAAAUUUGAGAAGACCGGUAAAGGAGGAAACCAGUUAUACCCCCAAAUUUAAAAGACUUAAAAGAUUUAAGAUUAGACAGGAUGUUAUAAAUGUGGAGACAAUAAUGCAUUGCCCAGCCUUGAUUAGGCUGUUAACAACCCAAAUUAACUGAAAAUGUGAAACCUAAAAUAUCAUAAUAUUGUCCAGACGUCAAAACUAAUGUUUCUGUGCAUUUCUCUUGAUCCUUUUGAAGUUUACGGUAGCCUGUUCCAGGCUCUCAAAUAGUGGGGAAGACGCGAAAGUAAAAGGCACGCGAAAAGUUGGUGGGGCGAGAAGGGAAAAAGGCCCUUCCUCUGAACGGGCUAUGUUUACGUUAAUUGCUACGUCGUAAUUCUUCUUUUUUCACUGCCCCGGACAGUUUUGCUUUUUAGGUUCUUGUCGAGGCCACUGUAUUAUUAAGGGGCGUAGCUACCUGUAACAAUUCGGAAACAAUGAGCUCUUUCUUUUUUACACCUGAAUGUCGGUUUCCACGAAGCGACGCGUGAUUCCUUCGUGGACUGAUAUAUUUAGAGAAAAUGAGGGGAAAAGCCCAGCGGCAAGCUGGAUGUAUAUGGGGGUGGCGACUGUUUUGGAAAAUUGUGCGUACCUUUGGAAAAAUCAUGGCUACGCCCCUGUUAUUAUAAGCCAUGUAAUGACGGCUUGACCUUUUCGUACAAAGUUAAUUUAUUACAAACUCGCAUUUUUUUAAAUUGAUUAAUAUGCUCUACAAAAUUUUCAAAAGUGAAAAUUUAGGAUAGUAAACAUUUUGCACGGGCUUAUUUUUGUCCGAAAAUAAAAGCAUCCCAAAUUUCGGGGGAUUAAGAUACAGCACAAUUCACGAACUUCUACCCAACUGUUUUCGAGUUAAUCAUAACUAUAACAAAAUUGUCAAAUCUGAUUGGCUCUCAACUGCCCUGAUUUCAGCCUUAAUUGGACAGUUUAAUAGGACAGUACGCGUCAUGGCAAUUUGUACUGUGAAUGUGUAACUUGACAUCAAGGAUGAAUUGUUUUGUAGAUUGUCCAUGUCUAAAAUUUCAAUGUAGACAGACUGGAAGCGAAGAAAUGAGGAUGGAGUUUAAACACUUAUCAUUCGAAAUUGCGGAAAAUUUAACUAAUAUUAAACCGAAACUGGAUAUCAACAAAGCGAUCGUGUGUUACGUGACAAACGAUUUUCCACGGGAGGUCAGAAACACGAUCUCUGAACAUUUUCGCGUAAGUGAGAAAACAUGACAGAAGUUGUCUUUGAUACCUGAGCCGUCAAGCUUCAAUUUUCUGUCUGUGAAAGUCUAAAUAUCAACCAAAUAUUUGUAAAAGGAACAGGAGUAACGUAAUGCAAUAUCAAGAGAAGAAUUAGUGAUCAUUUUUAAGCUUACAGCUCGAACUUACCAUUGUUUGCUCAUGCAACAGACAUCGGAUCUCAGUCAGCCGUUUCGCAAAUUUAUGCGUUGAAUUGCCGCUGUCAGUAUAUCGUUGCAUCUUCUACGUUACUUUGUUAUGGAAAGGAACCCCUAGAAUAAAAGCGAAAGAAACAUUUAGUAAACCAAUUUCGCAAAAUAAUUUGAAGUUAUAAGACUGCAAACAUAGGCUUUUCGUAAAGGGCUCAAACCUUCAGUUUCUCGCCCAUUACUCUUGUUCGACUUGCUCGUCGCUUUCUUGUAGUUUAUAAGCUGAGCAUAAAAUAAACACAAACCGCUCCUGUCCUUUCCACUCCGCUCUUAAUGCAAUCGAAUAGAAUAGAGAGCGUUAGUCGAAUGUCGAAAGCCAGUCAAAUAACAGUAAAAAAGACAUAAGGGCCAAUCUUCAAGAGCCAACAUGACCGAAGUGUGAAGUUCUGCCCCUCCGCGAGGAGCGCACGCGUUUACUUUGCCGCCAAAAAGUAGUACUCUGUCGACCUCGUUUCCAGUUCUCGCUACGAUCCCUGUUCCUGCCUUUCCAGAUUAUCAGUAUGGGCUCCUGGUAUGGACUGGCUUGUUAUUAAAUAGCGAGGACCUGCGCUUUUAUUCCUCAGAUUUUGAAUUGAAUAUUUAAUUUCGGGCCCGAAAAGUUAACGAGGCUUUCGAAAAACUAGCCUGCGAGCGGCCAGAGCGCCCCGCGGCCCGGGGAGAGCUUACUCACUCGCAGGGUAUCGAGAAAUGCGCCCCCUGUACCGAUUUUCUUGGGAAAGACCUUCCGUUCAAUUUUCGAAAUGGGAACUAUUCAGUGAAGAUUUUUGAAACUCUGGAAAAGAAGUCGAAUGAAAAAAGGUUAAAAAUCAAGGAAGAAAAAAAGAAUUGAAAUACUCUUUUGAAUGGAGUCCUCAGGAAUAUAAGUGAAUGUUCUUAAUUAAACUGAGUCCAAAAUUUUUUUAAAUUAUCUUUCAUACAAUUGUAUUAUUCAGACACAAAAGAAAAUAAUGUGUGUGCGUGCGUGUGUCUAUCCUUGAGUCAACCCUCUUCAGUUUAUUUGUUAAUUUAUUUUUGGAUCCAUCGAUUUCUCGCGAAAACACUGUUUCCGCGGGCGCCGCACAUAACCACAAAAGAAAAAAUGGCGGCCGAGGGAGAAGGCUUUUUCGUUGGUUCUUUGUGCCUUCACCAUUUUCCUUAGAAAAUUUGUCCUCCGUUGCUUGCUUUACUACCGAGGGGAGCUGGUUUUCAGUUAAUGUGGAGUUAAUAUAAGUAAUAUAUAGUAAUCAGCUACUGACUAUAUCCAUGAUCACAAUUAAUUAAACGGCUUUCAUAGUCAAGAGUGAGACUGAAGCGUUUAGUGGGCAGCUUCCAAUAUAUCCUUGAUUCGUGUUCUCUCCUCAGAUCAGCUUCCAAUGGCCACCUCUCCGUCACGAUACAGUGGCGGAUCCAAACCUUCAGAUAAGGUGGGCCCCGUUCAUCCAGGCCCUGAGAUAAGGGGGGACCCGGUCUCAAACAAAUUUGUUUCGGCCCUUCUAGUCUCACUCAGUUUGGUCUAAAAAUAAGGGAGAGCCGGGGCCCCCCGUACCCCUCCCCUGGAUCCAACACUGUGACAUAUUACAACAUGGCAAGAGAAACAUCUCCAGGCAAUGGCUCCCAUUUUUAUUUCAUUGCAUGUUUCAAGAGCCAUAAUAGGACCUAUUAUGGCUCUUGAUGUUUUCAUUACUCACUUCGGUUUGCUUCUAUUACCAGACUAGUUUCGAAGCCCCCGUAACACACGCUGUUUGCCACCAAAUUUUACGCAAGAGAUAUUGUUGGCAAAACUCCUCCUAGGAGUAUUUGAAAAAAAAAACAUAUUAUACAAAAUUUGGGAGCAUACACAGUGUAUUAUGAAGAAUUGGAAAAUAGAGAAUUAAUUCUUUUUAUGGGACUCCAUGGAGAAUAACACGAGCGGAUUACUAACAUACAUCUUUUUACCUCGGCAGCCCCCUUUCUUUUCCAAAGCCAUGGAGGAAUUAAUCAACUCGGCGGGCCUUUCGUGAAUGGUCGGCCUCUUCCGGAUUACAUUCGCCACCGGAUCGUCCAGCUUGCGGCAUGCGGCGUCAGACCCUGCGAAAUUUCCCGA
Porites evermanni is the source of this 6407-nucleotide messenger RNA. Lineage: Eukaryota; Metazoa; Cnidaria; Anthozoa; Scleractinia; Poritidae. The record is from the annotation of a GenBank genome assembly.